AUGUCGUUACUCAGCGACUCGUUCACCAGGCCGCGAAUGCCCUCGCCUUCCCCCAGUUUCGCACGCAUGACCGCCGCCAUCAGCAUUCCCAGCUCCAGAGGCAGCCCAGCUUCCACGCCCUCCUAUCUCAAUGGCUCUCUCCAGUCGACCCCCGAGGGCAUGGUGCCUAUGAUAUCGAGCUCGCUUCCAGCCGUGCCGUCGUACAGUCUUCCCGAAUCCCUUCUGCCGCCGCCGCCAAUGACAGCUGCCCCUACCUCGUCUCCCUCCGCCAUGGCCGAGGCUCUAGGCAAGGGACCCGGCUUGAUUCGAAGGGUCAGCCGCGGUGCCCAGGGCAUUCCAAAUCGCUUCCGCCGGAACAACUCACAAGCACACCGGGACAGAAGUCAGGGACCAGUCGUCAUGCGCCGACGCAGCGACAGCAGGACUGCUGCUGACGGCGAGGCCUGCGUCUCCGACUUUGACGCCUUCGAGGAGGAAGAGGCCAUCGAUGAUGUCUAUGGCGAGCCCAUCAAUGCGCUGGGCAUCUCGAGCACACAGCCUAGCGUCAGCUCCAUACCCGAUUCCACCGUCGUAGCCCCGGUGCGCAACUCUCGCCUUGAACAAGGCACUGUGUUGAGGAAGGUUACCAAGAAGGACAAGAAAGAAAUCAACCUGCGUCUCGAUCUGGAAUCCGCAAAGGUGUUUUGGGACCCUUCUCGACCGUCCAAAUGCUUUUACAUUGACGAUGUAAGAGAAAUUCGCUCAGGUCCCGAGGCUAGACACUACCGUGAGGAAGUUGGCCUCUCAGAAAACUGGGCCCCGUACUGGUUCACGAUUGUAUACACAGACACAUCUCGAACCAAGGGCCGCAUACGGACCAUGCACCUCAUUGCACCUGAUGUCGGUGUGUUCAACAUGUGGACGGAAACGCUCGAAUCGGUGUCACGCAAUCGUAUUGACAUGAUGGCCGGCCUGCUUGGCUUUGCAGACAAGAGCGCUAAGCUUGUGUGGCAACGCGAGAUGAAGAAGCGCUCGAAUGGUGUCGAUGCUCCGGAUUCCUUGGACUUCCCCAGUACCAUUGAGUUGUGCCGUAGCCUGCACAUCAACUGCACCGAGGCCACGCUUCGUAUCUACUUCAACAAGGCCGACACUCUGCAGACAGGCCGGCUGAACCAAACACAAUUCUUGUACUUUGUCAGGCGUCUGAAGGAGCGCAAGGACAUCAAACAGAUCUACAAGUCCUUUCAAUCAGGAUCGAAAGUGGAAAUGGACAAAAACACCUUCUUCUCGUUCUUGCAGCACGAACAGGGCAUCGAUGUUAACGAGGACAUGGAGCACUGGACCAGCACCUUCGAGAAGUUUGCACGUGCUACAAAGACCAAGGCGACCCCAACAGAAGGUGGCGAGAUCCCGUUGCCCCCAACGAUGAGCUUCCCUGCCUUCCAGACCUUCUUGGUUUCGCCUGCCAACUCCAUUCUCAAGCCCGUCGACAAAGACCUGCAGCUCAACCGUCCUCUGAAUGAGUAUUUCAUCUCGUGUUCGCACAACACCUAUCUUCUCGGACGUCAGGUCGCAGGCGAAUCAAGCACCGAAGCGUACAUCACUGCCCUCCAGAAGGGAUGUCGAUGCAUCGAAAUUGACUGCUGGGACGGUAGUGACGGCAAGCCUGUCGUCAUGCAUGGCCGCACCUUGACCACUAGUAUCUCAUUUCACGACACAAUCAAGGUCGUCAACAAGUAUGCCUUUGUCGAGUCCGAGUACCCCCUCAUCUUGUCGCUAGAGGUACAUUGUACCGCUGAUCAACAAGCGUCAAUGGUCAAGACCAUGUGUGAGGAGUUCGGCGACAAACUGGUCCUCAAGCCUCUAGACUUCGAGUCUCAGACGUUGCCUUCUCCAGAAGAGUUGAAGAACAGGAUCUUGAUCAAGGUUAAGGCUGCUUCGGAAGAGCUGGACGCUAGAGCUCUAACCAACGAGCUCACAACACGAAGACGAGAACGCAGCUUCAGUUCGCCUUGGUCUCGCCCCAUCCAAAUGAACGAUAAUGCCAUCCCCAACGCACCUCUCGUCCCAAGCCCACCUUCGAUGAGUCCCCCAGAACGUGCGGCCAUGUUCUGGGCAUCGCCUCGUACCUCUACCACUUCAACGAACAACACCGUCCCUACCUCGGCGCUCGUCAGCUCAGCUGAAGACAGUGAUAGCCCGCAAGUGACUGCAGCCGAGGAACGCAAAAAGCCAAAGAAGACCAAAACAAGCAAUAUUACCAGGCUUCUUGGGGAUCUCGGUGUCUACACCAAAGGCUACAAAUUUACCGACUUUACUUCCAGCGAUGCGCAGACGUUUAACCACAUCUUCUCCGUCAACGAACGUGGCUUCGAGAAGAUGACCAAGCCUGGCUCACGUGAGAAGCACCUGCUUGAGGCGCACAACAUGCGAUGCCUGAUGCGUGUCUACCCUCACGCUUUCCGAAUCAACUCCUCUAACUUUGAUCCUCUAAAAUUCUGGAGGCGCGGAGUACAGAUGGCUGCUCUCAACUGGCAAACGUACGACCUCGGACAGCAGCUCAACGAAGCCAUGUUCGCAAGUGGCAACGACCGUACAGGCUACGUAUUGAAGCCUGCUGAUUUACGCCUGGAGCAAACUCCUACCCAAGGCCAAAACAAAGCUCCUAAAAAGGAGGUCAAAUUUGCUGUGAGGAUCAUCUCGGCCCAGCAGCUACCUCGUCCUAGGGGUCUUUCCCAAGACGCCAACAUCAACCCCUAUGUUGAGUUUGAGAUGUACAGUGCCGAAGACAAUGGUGCUAACGCUGUCGGUGUUGGUGGGCAAGACGCUUCUGCGCGUAAUGGGCACUCGGGUAUUGGCAAUCCACUGCGCAAGCGCACUCGCAUAGUCGAGGGCAACGGAUACAACCCAGUGUUCGACAGCGAGCUGCAGUUGACCGUUCGCACGCGAUUCCCUAGUCUAGUCUUUGUGCGCUGGACUGUCUGGAAUUCACUCGAUGCUCGCACUACCAACCAUGCUCCGCUAGCGACCUUCACGGCUAAGCUCAACAGUAUUCAACAAGGCUACCGCCAUCUGCCCUUGUUCGACAGCAAUGGCGAACAGUACUUGUUUUCGACAUUGUUCUGCCAGAUCAAGAAGCAGGACAUCAUCGAUGCGCCAGAGCAAGUGCUGGAACGUACUGGUUCUCGCAGGUCUUCCAUUGAGCCUGCCAGUCCUUCUAUCGAAGCCAUAAACGCCAACCCGAAGCGCAGUUUCGUCAGACGCUUGAUAAGUCGGGCUCCUAGCGAGCGUAGCAAGCGCAGAGAGGAGCGCAUAACUAGCGAGUCUCGCGAGUCAGACCUAGACUCGAUAAGUCGCUCCAGCACAUUCGAGCGGCAAUAA
Messenger RNA from Ascochyta rabiei, 3360 nucleotides. RefSeq names its product Phosphoinositide phospholipase C. The record is from RefSeq and is a predicted model, not a curated record. Gene Ontology annotation, molecular function: phosphatidylinositol-4,5-bisphosphate phospholipase C activity. Gene Ontology annotation, biological process: phosphatidylinositol-mediated signaling; lipid metabolic process. Lineage: Eukaryota; Fungi; Ascomycota; Dothideomycetes; Pleosporales; Didymellaceae. The transcript has a single exon. The coding region runs from base 1 to 3360 and encodes 1119 amino acids.